AUGGCGGCUAAGAAAACACAUCACUAUGGUGUUGUCGUCCUCACGCCAGACCGGAUCGGAGACAGGGAGCGACACAAGAGGAAGCGGGCUGGAGGGGUUUGGUCGGAGGGCAGAAAGUGGAAGACUAGCCGUUUGGGAAAGAUCAUCGGUAGUUGGAGCAAGAGGGCGAGCAUUAGCAUCACUAGCAGAAAGGUCCAUGGCGGGGAGCUCGCCGUCCUCGCUGGUGAUGGGAAGGGUCUCAGAGGAGUUUUUGUUAAAGGUGUUGCUUCAGUGGCUCGAGCAACCGUCAUGUCAAGAGCUUCGGUGGCAUUAAACGUGUGGCAACCACAAGUUGUUCAUGGGCGUCAGAAACAGUUGGUUCAGCAAUGCACUGUUCCUGUUGAUUCUCGUCUUAGUGCUCUACACAUGGAGCUGAAAGUUUGUAAGCAACAAAUAGCAACUUACAAGAAUGCUUACAACAAGGAGAAGCUCAAGUUGAAUGAGUAUGAGGAAGCAUUGAGACGAGUUAAAUAUCAUCCUAUGCAGAAUAGUAGUGAUACAAGCGCAUCUGGUAAUGAGCCACAAGCAAAGCGGAAGAGACUGAACCGCCAGCUACUCCGUGUGGACGCCAGCUAUUUUCAGAGCAGAAUAGUCCGGCCCUGGUGCUUGCCCGUCACGAAAUUGUGGGCGGUCGACUAUUCUAUCUACAGAAGAAGGACGACUGGUCCGAUUGGAUUUCUUCAGCUGACCGUUGGUUUCUAG
Messenger RNA from Triticum turgidum subsp. durum (durum wheat), 741 nucleotides. Lineage: Eukaryota; Viridiplantae; Streptophyta; Magnoliopsida; Poales; Poaceae. The record is from the annotation of a GenBank genome assembly.